AUGUCGAAAUGGCAGAGACUACGCCUCCCAAAGCGCGAGGGACUUCCUCCGCUCCUCUACAAUUACAGCGGGACAUCUAAAGGCUACGAGAUAUACAUCACGGAUCUGACUCUACUGUGGUCGGAGAAGCUCAGCAAUCGACAGAUUCGCAAGAGAGCCGAUGAAGACGACACGACUAUUGAUCCAAGCGAAGAUUCUGAGCAAUUCAGAGUUCUACUUCAAAAGAUCGAAGAGGCGCUCCGCAGCAAUCCCGGGAGCAGUAUGGCACUGACCAGCGGAGCCAAUACCGAUUCCUUAGAACUACAUCUAACGACGAAACUUCCUGCUCCGUUGAGGCCACUAAAAUGGAAUAUAUACCUGUCCAAGGAACCAUUAACUGCUGCGACAAACCACCUACUUCUGCCCUUGCUGAGAGAAGAGAAGGACCGGGAAUUGCGCCAACGGACUCUUCUCGACCAGCUUAAGCAGAAAGACUGGGUCCUGGGGAAGCUUUUCGACAAGAUUGAGGCGAUGGGUAUUGAGUUGAGCACCAUCUUCCCCGGCAUCUCUGGGCUGCGCGGCGCUCGAAAACAGACAUCAUUAGCCCAGGCGGCGAAAUACAUCAGAGGGGUUGCGCCGUUUGACGAGCAGGCGUGGUUGGAUGAGACGAACAAGUCCUCUCCUGAGUCGCGUCUCACGUCGGCCAUCCUGAGAGAGGUUUCGGGGCCUGAUUCAGCCUCAGACCAGGAGAAAGUCCACCCGCCACCGGACGGAUGGUGGGAAUCGCUGGACAUACACAGCACUGCUGUAGUCAGCCCUGAGCCAGAGGAAAGAAAUGAAACGUCAGAGCCAGAACCUAAAGCCACCAAGGAUGCAGACCAAAUGGAUGUGGACACAGCUUCUGAAGACGAUGACGACGAAUUUGAGCGUCAAGAGAGACCUCCGAAAUCCAAACAGCAACAACCUACCAGAAAAGAACCUCAACUCUCGAAGAAACCCGAACCAGAACCACCAAAGUCACCCUUUCCACUCCCGCAAAAAGCCCAACAAAAACCCUCCAAAGGGAUUGGGAAAAUCGGCGGCGCAAAGGAAAAACCAAAGUCACCUGGCGCCGAACCUGAGCCAGAGCCCGAACGCAAAGAACCAUAUUCACAACCGCCAUCAACAAGAUCAUCAUCCUCAGAUCUUGAAGAGCCACCCUCACGACCCACCAGAUCAGUCAAAACACCAUCAGCCACGCCCUCAGAUCGACCAACAGACUCAGAUGCCUCUUCGGAUCAAGACGAGCGUCGUCAGCCAACCCCACUACCCAAACCAUCACCCCCUAAACCCAAAGUAAAAGAACCGCAGCAAAAGAAGCCUCGCGGUGGUCUAGGUGUAAUAGGUGGCAAGAAGAAGCCACCCAAAGAGUCUAUAGCUCCACCCCCAGUCCCGUCCUCCCCAACUUCAGAACCGUCAAAGUCAGCAUCACCACCGCCUCCAUCACAACCUCAACAACCUAAACCAGAACGCGCAGGAAAACUAGGCGUUAUCGGCGGCAAGAAGUCCAAACCAACCACAACAGCCAAGUCUGAGCCCGAACCCGAACCAGCACCAAGGCCAUGCCUCAAACGUAAAUCUGAAUCUAGAUCACCCUCACCACCGGGGAUAGGAAUCAGGCCUAAACAAGAGUCACAGGAGGGCAAAUCCAAAAUAAAGGAGCCAGAAUCAGAGCCUGACAAGGAAGAGACGGGGCAGGAGAAAGCAGAUAGGAAGCGAGAGGAGUUGAAGAAGCAAUUGGAGGUGAAGAGUAAGGCGCCGGCGAAGAAAAAGCGGAAGUUCUAG
This is a messenger RNA of Aspergillus chevalieri, 1803 nucleotides long. RefSeq lists its product as uncharacterized. The coding region runs from base 1 to 1803 and encodes 600 amino acids. The transcript is spliced from 2 exons. NCBI's taxonomy places the organism in Eukaryota, Fungi, Ascomycota, Eurotiomycetes, Eurotiales, Aspergillaceae. Gene Ontology annotation, molecular function: DNA end binding. The record is from RefSeq and is a predicted model, not a curated record. Gene Ontology annotation, biological process: double-strand break repair via nonhomologous end joining. Gene Ontology annotation, cellular component: DNA ligase IV complex; nucleus.